CCAAACAGUUAGCUGUGACAGUCAGUUGUAUUACUGUUUAUAAACUCAAGAUUUGUACUAAGGAGUAUGUAAUAUUUUAUCUUAUUUUCACUAGAAACUUAUAACAGAGCUGAGAGAUUUAAAUUCAAAUUUCCAGAUGAAGAACAUCAAUCUCCAAUUUAUACUUUUAAGUGUUCUCAAUGCAUACAUUGCAGCUGAUGCUCAUUCAAGUUUAGUUGUUGACAGUUCUUAUGGUUCACUUAGAGGAAAAUGGAUGACAUCCCGAGGUGGGAGACAGUUUGCUACUUUUCUUGGAAUACCGUACGCCUUACCUCCCACUGGACAUCUUCGGUUUCUGCCACCAAGUCCUCCGCUGAAGUGGAAUGGAACAAGAGAUGCAACAGUUGAAGGUAAAGCAUGUGUACAACGCGAGGUGAGAGGGGACGAGGACUGCCUCUAUCUAAACGUUUUCACCCAUAGUACCAACAAUAGUGGGCAAACAUCACCAGUUAUGGUUUACAUUCAUGGUGGGGGGUUUUAUGGUGGUUCUUCUUCUCUCGGCAUGUACGGACCCGAGUAUCUUCUCGACAGAAACAUUGUGCUAGUGACUCUUCAGUACCGACUGGGUGUGUUUGGCUUUCUCAGUACCGAGGAUAGUAUUAUUCCCGGCAACAUGGGACUGAAAGAUCAAACCAUUGCUUUGCAAUGGGUGCAAGAAAACAUUAAAGUAUUCGGUGGGGAUGCUUCAAAAGUCACAAUAUUCGGAAACAGUGCAGGGUCCGCUUCAGUACAUUUACACAUGCUCUCUCCUGGGAGCAGAAGACUGUUUAGUAAAGCGAUAUCACAAAGUGGUACAGCAUUGAGUGCCUUUGCCAUGAUUGGCCGAGGGACAUCCAGGAACAUAACAUUCCAGUUGGCUCGGAGCCUGAACUGUUCCACCGACUCAUCUUACCAGAUAUUGAAUUGUCUCCAGAACAAAACUUCUACAGAUGUUCAAAAAAAAUAUAGUAGUUUACAAGAUACCAAGUAUGAAAUAAAGAAAGUUUUAUUCCGUCCAAUCGUUGAAGAAGAAAGUGAAAAUGCAUUUUUAACUUCAAACCCACUGCACAUUCAUACUGAUAAACCAUGGCUGGUAGGAAUUAACCAAAAUGAGGGGUUAUUUAAGAUCAGUUUGAAACAUCUAAAUGAGACCAUUCACUUGAUUAAAACUGAAUUUGAUCAAUUUGGACCAGCAGUAUUAUUUUUUGAAGAUACCUGUUCAAAACCUGUUGAAAUGGCUGGCUUAAUUUAUAACUUCUACUUCAAAAAUGACUCCACAAAAAAUGAUAUGAUAGUCUCGAUUGAACGAGUCAUUUCCGACUCAUGGUUUUUGUGGCCUACAAUGCAAUCUAUCGGCAACCAUAACGGAACACUGUAUUGUUAUUUGUUUAAUCAUACAGGAGAACACUCUGUUACACAAUUUAAUGGUGGGCCCCAACAUUUUGGUGUAAGUCACAUGGAUGAACUUCACUAUUUAUUCUCUCGAAAGCGAAUUAUUCCUAAUGGGUUGAACAAAGUUGAUGAAAAUGUGUCAAAAAUGCUGAUAGAUUUGUGGGUCAAUUUUGCUGAAGAAACCAAUCCUACUCCAGACUCCAUAAGUAGUAAUCCUCAGCAAAGAGGUACAAACAAUAGUAUCACUUGGGAAUCCUCAAAUAGUGCAGAUCCUAAGUUUUUGCUCAUAGAAACUAACAUGUUGUCAAUGGUAGAGAAUGUUUUUAAAACAAGAAUGGAAUUUUGGAAAAAAUUGUCAGUAAGAGAUAAAAUAGUGUAGAGAUAUGAAGGAUU
Homalodisca vitripennis (glassy-winged sharpshooter) is the source of this 1803-nucleotide messenger RNA. Its product is annotated as juvenile hormone esterase-like. The coding region runs from base 137 to 1789 and encodes 550 amino acids. The transcript has a single exon. Lineage: Eukaryota; Metazoa; Arthropoda; Insecta; Hemiptera; Cicadellidae. The record is from RefSeq and is a predicted model, not a curated record.